Cajanus cajan (pigeon pea) is the source of this 984-nucleotide messenger RNA. RefSeq names its product endoribonuclease L-PSP family protein. Gene Ontology annotation, molecular function: deaminase activity. Gene Ontology annotation, cellular component: cytosol; mitochondrion. The record is from RefSeq and is a predicted model, not a curated record. NCBI's taxonomy places the organism in Eukaryota, Viridiplantae, Streptophyta, Magnoliopsida, Fabales, Fabaceae.
UCUGGAAGAGUGAAAUGAAGAUUGCAGAGACCCCAAAAACAAAGACAAGGUUGUGUUGAAGGAUUGAAGAGUGUGAGAGAGAAGCAGAGUGAGAGACCUAGAAAUGGCAUCGUGGUGCAGUGCUCGGUGCUUCCAUAUUCCGGCGAUGGAUGCCGGCGCUUUCCGCAGCCGCGCCUCAUUGGCCGCCGGCGUAGGGUGCUUGUCGGUGGCCGGCACCUCCUUCUGGCGCUCCUCCUCCUCACCGAAGCGCUCUUUGCCGUUCACAUGCUUGAGCAUUUCUUCCGAUACUCGUAUUAAGGAAAGUGUUCAAACCGAAGGGGCACCAGCGGCUUUGGGACCGUAUUCUCAAGCAAUCAAAUCCAACAACCUUCUUUUUGUGUCUGGUGUUCUUGGCCUUGUUCCCGAGACGGGGAAGUUCGUAUCUGAUAAUGUUGAAGAUCAAACUGAACAGCUUCUCAAAAACAUGGGGGAAAUCCUUAAAGCUGGUGGUGCCAGCUACUCAUCAGUUGUCAAGACAACAAUUAUGUUGGCUGACUUGAAGGACUUUAAGAAGGUCAAUGAGAUAUAUGCAAAAUACUUCCCUUCACCGUUCCCUGCUCGUUCAACUUAUCAAGUAGCUGCCUUGCCAUUGGAUGCCAAGAUCGAAAUUGAGUGCAUAGCGACUCUAUAAGCAGCAUCAAUUGUAAUAGUAUAUUCGACUCCUUCAAGCAGCAGGUUAAUAACGCAGGAAGGGACAUUUCUUAGAAAUGGAGUUUUACUUUGUUUUGUUCUUUGAAUAAUAGUGCUCUUGUGACAUUUACCCUAGUAUUCUGACGAGGUUUCUAAUCCUCGGAUUCUCUCGAAGAUUAUGCGGCCAUCAAGAGUUUAAGAAGCUUAGUCAGUGAAAAUGUUCUUGUUUGUAGCUAUUGUGACAUUUUAUUACGUAAGACGGACCAUGAAUGAAGUCAAAUUUGCUUUUAUGGAAUAAGAUCAUUUUUAAUAUAA